CGAGUCAACAUGGCGGCGCCGAGUAACGGCGUAGCUUAGUAACGAGAAGCAGCCCGGCGCACCGAGGCGGUUCUCUCGCGUUUCCAGACAACCACCGGGUUGGGCUUUGUUUCUCCGGGUUGUUGUGCCGUAAAGCAGAAGGCAUGCCGGGAAAACACGUCGAGCAGAACAAACAGGGAGACCUGGUGUUCGCCAAGAUGAAAGGGUUCCCUCACUGGCCGGCCCGGGUGUGUAAGUCUGAUGAUGGAACCAAGAAGAGAGUCUCGGUCUUCUUCUACGGGACGCACCAAAUAGGUCUGGUCCUCCCGGAGAACAUCGUCCCGUUCGUGGGCAACAAGAUGAAGUUCGGCAGCGGCGUGCGCAUCAAAGGCUUCUCUGAGGGCAUGUGGGAGAUCCAGAACACGCCGCGGGUCGGGAGCAAAGCAAGGGCUUCACCUACCAAGACGACUGCCACGGACACGCCUAAGAGCACCCCCUCUAAAGCCACGCCCACUCCAUCUAAAGCCACGCCCCUUAUAACCCAGGUCUCGGGUAAACAGGAAGUGGCUCCUGUGGGUAAAACUCCCACCAGAGCGUCUCUGAGAUCAUCCGGCCAGAAACCCACCUCAGAGCCCUGUGUUCACAGGAGGAGCAGGAGGCCAGGGGGGAGGAGGGAGGAGGAGAAGAAAGAGGAGGAGGUGGAGAUGGUGAAGAAGGAGGUGGAGGAGAAGAAAGAAGAAGAGGAGGAUGAGAAGAAAGAAGACAAGGAGAAGAAGAAGAAAGAGGAGGAGGGAGGACAGAGAGAAGAGGAGGAGAUGAGGGAGGAGGAGGAGUCAUCGGAGAAGCAAGGGCUCAAGAGGAGGAGAGAAGAGAAGGAAACGCAUGGGGACCUCGCUGAAGGAAAGAAAGAGGAGACGACGGCAUCAGAGAGGAAAGAGGAGGCGCAGGGUGGAGAAGGAGGAGCAAAGACAAAAGAGAAGGAGGAAGAGGAGAGCCGAGGAGUCAAGAGGAGGAGAAACCAGAAGGAAAGGAAUCAGGACGACAGCAAGGGAGCGAAACAAGUGGAAGAGGAGGAGAAACUGAGGAAGACGAAGAUCGAUGAUGGAGAACCAAAGACAUCGGAGGGCAAAAGGAUGAAGACGAGGAGAACAGAGAAGGAGGAGAAGAAGGAAACGGAACAACGUGGCAGGGAAGGAAAGAGGACGAAGAGGGAGACGAGAGCGGAGAAGGAAACGAGCGGAUCGGAGAAGGAAAGAGAACAAGGUUGCAGCGAAGGAAAGAAGGAGGACAAGAAGGAAACGAGAAGAACAGAGAAGGAGAAGGAAACGGAACAAGGUGGUAGCGAAGGAAAGAAGGAGGAGAGAACAAGGAGGGAGAUGAGGAGAACAGAGAAAGAAAAGGAGAAGGAGGAGAGAACAAGGAGGGAGGAGACGAGGGGAGCAGAGGAGGAGGAGAAGGAAACGGAACAAGGUAGCAGCGAAGGAAAGAAGGAGGAGAGGACGAGGAAAGAGGAGACGAGGGGAGCAGAGGAGAAAGAAACGGAACAAGGUAGCAACGAAGGAAAGAAGAAGGAGGAGAGGACGAGGAGAGGAAAGAAGGAAAUGAGAACGGAGGAGGAGGAAAUGGAACACGGUAGUAGCAAAGAAAAGAAGGAGAGGACAAGGAGGGAGGAGACGAGGGGAGCAGAGGAGGAGAAGGAAACGGAACAAGGUAGCAGCGAAGGAAAGAAGGAGGAGGAGAGGAUGAGGAGAGGAAAGAAGGAAACGAGAACAGAGAAGGAAAUGGAACAAGGUGGUAGAGAAGGAAAGAAGGAGGAGAGAACAAGGAGGGAGGAGAUGAGGGGAGCAGAGGAGGAGGAGAAGGAAACGGAACAAGGUAGCAGCGAAGGAAAGAAGGAGGAGAGGACGAGGAAAGAGGAGACGAGGGGAGCAGAGGAGAAAGAAACGGAACAAGGUAGCAACGAAGGAAAGAAGAAGGAGGAGAGGACGAGGAGAGGAAAGAAGGAAAUGAGAACGGAGGAGGAAAUGGAACACGGUAGUAGCAAAGAAAAGAAGGAGAGGACAAGGAGGGAGGAGACGAGGGGAGCAGAGGAGGAGAAGGAAACGGAACAAGGUAGCAGCGAAGGAAAGAAGGAGGAGGAGAGGAUGAGGAGAGGAAAGAAGGAAACGAGAACAGAGAAGGAGGAGGAAACGGAACAAGGUGGCAGCAAAGGAAUGAAGGAGAGGACGAGGAGAACAGACAAAGAGGACGAGAAGGAGGAGAGGACAAGGAGGGAGGAGACGAGGGGAGCGGGGAAGGAGGAGGAAACGGAACACGGUAGCAGUGAAGGAAAGAAGGAGGAGAGGACAAAGAGAGGAAAGAAGGAAACGAGAACAGAGGAGGAGGUGGAACAAGGUAGCAGUGAAGGAAAGAAGGAGGAGAGGUCAAAGAGAGGAAUGAAGGAAACGAGAACACAGAAGAAGGAGGAGGAAAUGGAACAAGGUAGCAGCGAAGGAAAGAAGGAGGAGAGGACAAAGAGAGGAAAGAAGGAAACGAGAACAGAGAAGGAGGAGGUGGAGGAGGAACCAGGUGGCAGCAAAGGAAAGGAGGAGGAGAGGACGAAGAGGGACACGAGGUCGGAGAGCGAGGGAAGGAAAAGAACGAGGGAAAAGGAGGAGCAGCUGAAAACUAACGGAGAGGAAAGGAGAGACAGGAAGGAGGAGGCGACGAUGAUGAUGAAGAAGGUGAAGGAUGUCGUGGUGGUGAUGAUGAAGAAGGAGAAGGAGGCGACGAUCAAGAAGAAGAAAGAGGAGGCGACGAUGAUGAAGAAGGAGGAGACGGAGGAGAAGGAGGUGAAGAAAACCAGAGGGAGCAAAGCGAUGAAGACGAGGAGAGGAAAGGGGGAAGAGGAGAUUGAGAAGGGAGGAGGCGCAGCGAACGAGGAGCGCCGCCUGGCUGCCAAGAGGGAAAGUCUGCUGACGUCUCUGAGAGGACUGCUGAAGGACGAGAGGGGAGCGAGGAGGAGGAGCAAGGGCUCCCUGAACCUGGAGGCGAAGAAGAGGAGGAGUCAGGCGGCGGCGGAGAAGAAGAACUCCACGAGCGGGAAGUCGAAAGAAGAGACGACGACGGAGGUGAAACUGAAAGGAGGCGCCAAAAAAGAGGAAGAGGAGAAGGAGGAGCAGACGACGGAGGAGAAGAAGAUGGACGUGAGCAAAGAGAAGGAGAGCGUCCAGAAGACGGAGGAGAAGAAAGACGAGAGGAAAAUCAUCGGGAAGAUCGUGAAGGCGACGCCUGGAGGCGGAGCCAAAGUCCAGGUGAAGACCGUGAUGGGGGGAGUGGCCAUGGCGGCGGCGGAGGAGAAGAAGAAGAAAGAGGAGAAGGUGGAAGACAAGAAGAAGAGUUCCGGGAAAGGGAAGGAGAGAGAGAAGCAGAGCGGGGAGAAGAAGAAGAACGAAGACGAGCAGAAGGAGGUGAAGAAGGAGAGCGAGGCGACGGGCGACCGGAGGGAGAGGAAGAGCGAGAGAACCACAGAAGAAGAGUCGGAGCAGAAGGUCUCCGACGGGGAGGCGGCACCGCCGAAGAAGAGGAGCGAUAAAGCGGAGUCUAAAGGGGGCGGAGCUACGAGGAGGGCCGAGGAGGCGGAGUCUAAAGAGGGCGGCGGCUCGUCGGGCGGCGGGAAGAAGAGCUCCGCCUCCGUGACGCUGACGGACUCCACGCUGCACCGGAUCCACGGAGACAUCCGAAUCGCCCUGAAGACCGACAGCCCCGACAUCAGGAAGUGCCUGCUGGCGUUGGACCAGCUCAGCAUGGUGUACGUGACGUGUAAACACGUGCAGAGGCACAGCGAGCUGGUCUCCACCCUCAGGAAGCUGCGGAGCUACAAGGCCAGCCGGGCCGUCAUGGACAAGGCGGCCAUGUUGUACAGCCGCUUCAAGAACGCCUUCCUGGUGGGGGAGGGGGAGGAGGUGGUGAGCGCCGCCUUCCUGCGCUCCCUGCUGGAGGAGAAGGAGCGGGAGGAGGCGCAGCGGGCAGAGAGGCUGAAGGGGGAGGAGCCUCUGGAGGAGAAGGAGAGGGAGGAGCCUCUGCAGGCCACAGACAGAGGGAGCGACGGAGGAGAGGAGGAGGUGAAAAUAGAAAUCGCUCCAGUGGACUGUCCCUGAAGGUUCUGUGUGUUUGAAGCCUGGACUGAACCAACUCCAAUCUGAGGGGUGGACCACGCCCCUUUCCCCCACAUAAACAAUUAUUUAUUACCCGUCACUGAGCGGUCGCCCUCACCUGUCUCUCUGACCCCACCUGUCGUCGUUUGGGUGCGCUGUACCUUUAAGAAGCCGACGUAGCCUUAACUACCUCUGCUAACAGUUCCUGAGUUGGUUCAGGCAGGUGACGGGGCUGAUGGGAGAUGUAGUUGUAUUGAGAGACUCUGAGUAUUACUGCCGCCUUGGUUGCCGGGCAGGAUUCGGUGCUUUUAUAGCUUUUGUACAUGUUUUAUUCAGUAAUGUGCCGCCGUGAGAUGUUGUUGUUGUUGUUGUCGCAUGAGACUGAUCUGAUGAUCCUGAUGAAGACGUUCUGUGUUCCUCGUUUACUGAAUUAAAGAAUCACAAGAGUCAAA
Pseudoliparis swirei is the source of this 4567-nucleotide messenger RNA. Its product is annotated as trichohyalin-like. Bases 144 to 4118 code for a protein of 1324 amino acids. Gene Ontology annotation, molecular function: transcription coregulator activity; double-stranded DNA binding. Gene Ontology annotation, biological process: regulation of transcription by RNA polymerase II. Gene Ontology annotation, cellular component: nucleus. NCBI's taxonomy places the organism in Eukaryota, Metazoa, Chordata, Actinopteri, Perciformes, Liparidae. The record is from RefSeq and is a predicted model, not a curated record. The transcript has 10 exons.